AUGGCGCCUCUCGUUCCCUCGCAGGAGGAGCUUGAUCGCAGAAGGAUCGUCGACAUCAACCCAGAGACCGUCUCCAACAUCCCCUCCACAGAUUUUCCUGGUCACUGGCCCGGCGAGUCGCACGAAUGGUCCCUCGCAAAGUUCAAGAAUGAUCUCAAGAUCGACUUCCACCGCAACGAGCGAUUCGAAUCCUCCUUCUCUCUCAUCGGAGUCGACGCCUCCAUUGCCAAUGCCUUCCGUCGCAUUCUCAUGGCUGAGGUGCCCAGCAUCGCCAUCGAAUACGUCUUCGUCCACAACAACACCUCUGUCAUUCAGGAUGAGGUUCUCGCACAACGUCUGGGUCUGAUUCCCCUCAAGGGUUCCGUGGAGGGCAUCAACUGGAUGCGCUGGUUCAAGAAGCCUACCGACGACGAUCCCAAUGGCAGCAGUCCCGCCGAUUACAACACCAUCGUCUUGCGCUUGGACGUCGAAUGUACCAAGAACCCCAACGCGGAUCCCGAGGAGACUGACCCCCGCAAACUCUACAAGAAUGCGCACGUCUACGCCAAAGAUAUCACAUUCCACCCCGUCGGUCGCCAGGAACAGUUCUUUGCUGGCGAUGACGCAAUUCAGCCCGUCAACCCGGACAUCCUGGUCGCCAAGCUUCGUCCCGGUCAGGCGAUUGAAAUGGAACUUCACUGUAUCAAGGGUAUCGGUGCCGACCAUGCCAAGUUCUCCCCUGUCGCCACGGCCACCUACCGUCUACUACCCGACAUCAAGAUCCUCCGCCCCAUCAUCGGUGAUGAUGCCAAGAAGUUUGCCAAGUGCUUCCCCAGCGGUGUCAUUGGCCUCGAGAAGGGCCACGAGGGCGAAUUGAAGGCAGUUGUUGUGGAUCCCUUCAAGGAUACCGUCAGCAGAGAGUGUCUGAGACACGAGGAGUUCCAGGGCAAGGUCAAGCUCGGUCGCGUCCGCGACCACUUCAUCUUCAACAUCGAGAGUGUUGGCCAAUUCGAAAGCGACACCCUCUUCCUGGAGAGCGUCAAGGUGCUGAAGCUGAAAUGCGCAAGAUGGAAGCGCGGCUUGACGGACCUUAUGCGCUAA
Molecule: messenger RNA, 1080 nt
Organism: Aspergillus niger
Lineage: Eukaryota; Fungi; Ascomycota; Eurotiomycetes; Eurotiales; Aspergillaceae
Exons: 4
Coding region: 1-1080 (359 amino acids)
Biological process (GO): DNA-templated transcription
Cellular component (GO): RNA polymerase III complex; RNA polymerase I complex
Molecular function (GO): protein dimerization activity; DNA binding
Source: RefSeq, a predicted model, not a curated record